CACGGUGGUGACUGUAUGUGCUGCUCUGAUGGCGCGAGUGAAACCGCCACCUGAAGCAGUUUCCCAACUCAAGACAGAACAGCGGUUAUUAAUAAUUCUGCUAAGAAAGAGUGGACAGAUUACUGCGUAUUUGCACUUAGGUCACGCACUUGAGUUAGCAGCAGGGGAAAAAACUACAACCUCCCCCCACACACACACUCACGCACACACACUCACACAUACUCACACACACCCCAGCGCGGGGGUGUAAAGGGGGAUAAAAGAGCUCGAGCGCAUCGCCACCGGACCAACCAGCGAGCAUCACCGAGACGCGCGCGCUCCCAAAAUGAGAGCUUCACUGAGUAUCAUCACUAUUCUCUGCCUGUGCAGUAUGAGCAUGUCAGCUUUGGACAUGUUCCCGGAAAAAUUUGUGGCAGGUCGGAAAGGCGGCAACGUUUCACUAAGCUGUGACAAACCCACAAAAAAACCCGUGACAUGGAAGCUUGGAGAUGAAGACCUCGACCCCAUGGAAGGUAUAAUUGAGAUCGAGGGCAACACGGUGAGGCUUCAUCAACUUGACGUAGAUCUGACUGGGAAUUACACCUGCUGGAGCGAGGGACAGGAAGUGGACUACACCUACGUCCUGCUGGACAUGUCUGACACCAUAACCGGGUCCCCUGUGUCCUGCACGGCUGAAACCUUUAACUGCACCUCCACAAUUUCCUGCACAAUGAGUGAGAAGGGCUUCCAAUAUUUCAGGCUUCGAGAUGAAAGGAGUGACUGCUGCUGGCUGAGUCCGUCCGCAGAGGGCAGGUUCUACCUGACACACGCCACCAACCCGUUUGCGGAGGAAGCCAAGCCCAUAGUGGUGAUAGGAGAAGCCGUGUCUACUCUACAGUAUUACUUUGAAACCCGCCACAGCUUCUAUGUCCGAGAUAUCAUAAGACCUGGAUGUCCUCGUGUCUCCGUGUUGAAGACAGACAACGGGAGCAUGUUGGCUGUGAAUCCUCCUGUCACCUGGACUCUGCCCCUGAGCUACUACCCUCUAGAACAUGAAAUUGAGUUUCAGAAGAGAACUAACGGAGAGAUAUCAUCACUCUUUUACACUCAACCCAACAACACGGACUCGUCAGGAGGAAGCGUCGCCAUCCCGACCGGAACCAGUAAACUGCGGGCUCGCUGCAGAGACUCUCUCCUGCUCUCACAGUGGAGUGAAUGGACUGCGUGGCAAAAUGUGGGUAAGAGAAGACCCAAAAAAGGCAAGAAACAAAAGAAAAAGGACAAGAAGAAAAAAGGCAUUCGCCACAAGAGCAGAUAAAAUCUAACUUACUGUAGUAUGAAGUUCUACACUUUCAUCUCCUCCGUUCUUUUUUCUUCAUGUAGCUAAUAGAUUUAGUGUGUGUGUGUUUAAAUAAAACCUUUGCAUUUACUCACAUCGACCAUCAGGAGGCACUGCACCUUUUACCUUUCUACAGUUUUUUUUAAGAACAAAUCUUUAUGAUGUUACACACAUUUCACAACUUGUGUGAUCUUUACCACUAAUUUGUAUUAGAUUAGCAGUGAUCAUUAAACCAGACCGUCUAUUUUAAAUUUCCUUCCAUGCAAACACAAAAAGCAGCACAUUUAUAACAUAACAGCAGCUCUGACAGUAGCGCAGCUUUAUAUUAAUACGUUAUGGUUUCUAUAGCAACAGCUCAUUCACAGAGACGUGUACAGCGUACGCUCCACUGAUAAUAAACAGAUUAAAAUAAUCAUUGAUGUGGUGAAGUUUUCUGUAAGGAGAAAUGUGUUUAUGUAACGUGUAUGGAAGGAGUCUCCAGUGUCAGCGCUUUGUAACAGUCAGAGGUAAAGCUGUAACUUUAAGUUUUCCGACAUCUUCAGGACAGAGGAGUUUACGCUUCUUUGCAGUUUCUCAGUAACAUGCGCAAUAAGCUGCAUUUUUAAUUUGUCUUAUUAACUUCAAAAGAGAGAGAAUAAAGAGACACUGGUGA
Pangasianodon hypophthalmus (striped catfish) is the source of this 1970-nucleotide messenger RNA. RefSeq names its product interleukin-12 subunit beta (gene il12b2). The transcript is spliced from 8 exons. Gene Ontology annotation, biological process: cell surface receptor signaling pathway; positive thymic T cell selection. Bases 326 to 1297 code for a protein of 323 amino acids. Gene Ontology annotation, molecular function: transmembrane signaling receptor activity; protein binding. NCBI's taxonomy places the organism in Eukaryota, Metazoa, Chordata, Actinopteri, Siluriformes, Pangasiidae. The record is from RefSeq and is a predicted model, not a curated record. Gene Ontology annotation, cellular component: alpha-beta T cell receptor complex; external side of plasma membrane.